Messenger RNA from Habropoda laboriosa, 5570 nucleotides. It is a transcript of the gene Sec71, whose product is annotated as brefeldin A-inhibited guanine nucleotide-exchange protein 1. The transcript has 13 exons. Gene Ontology annotation, molecular function: guanyl-nucleotide exchange factor activity. The record is from RefSeq and is a predicted model, not a curated record. NCBI's taxonomy places the organism in Eukaryota, Metazoa, Arthropoda, Insecta, Hymenoptera, Apidae. Bases 334 to 5463 code for a protein of 1709 amino acids. Gene Ontology annotation, biological process: regulation of ARF protein signal transduction.
UUCGAAAGCUUGCUGUCAUUUUCGGAGUUUCGUCAUCGUUUUAAAUGAUUUUAUGAAAAAUGGUCUGAGACACGUUUGUAUAACGAAACUUGGUGAAGAUACGAUCGUCGUGUCCGUCCGUGGUUUUCGAAGCUCCUGAUCGAUCCGCGUUUCGUUGACGUGCCGCAGAAGCUGCCAGUUGUCUCCGUGGACAACCUCUGCCUCCAGGAGGUGGUGCAAGGCAAUGCACGAGGAACCGGUGCACGAGUCACGGUGGUAAAGAUGCGAGGCUGGAGUCGAGUCGCGUGUGCUCCCGUGCCAGCCUAGCAGAGGAACCAGCACGGCCCGGCGACGAUGCGAGAUAACUCCAAAGAGAUGUUCAUCAUCAGAGCUUUGGAAAAGAUCCUGGCUGACCGGGAUGUCAAACGGUCGCACCUCUCUCAACUCAGAAAGUCCUGUGAGACUGCACUCGAUAACUUGCGGAAUGAGAUCAAAGAAGGGUCAGGUACUCAGGUCUCAACUGCUUUGCCGCAGCCACGAAGUGAUUCAUAUGUCAUCUCUGCAGAAAAAUAUUUCCUACCAUUUGAACUGGCCUGCCAGAGCAAGUCCCCAAGGAUUGUGGUCACUGCUCUGGAUUGUUUACAGAAGUUAAUUGCAUAUGGACAUCUAACUGGAAAUGUACCUGAUUCUACAGAACCAAAUAAACUACUAAUUGUGCGGAUUGUUGAAACAAUAUGUGGAUGUUUCAUGGGACCACAAACAGAUGAGGGGGUUCAGUUGCAGAUUAUUAAAGCACUUCUCACAGUAAUGACCAGUCAACAUGUGGAAGUUCAUGAAGGUACUGUGUUGCUCACCAUACGCACAGUGUAUAGUGUCUACUUGGCCUCCAGGAACCUGGUUAAUCAAACUACAGCUCGAGCGACUCUUACACAGAUGAUUAACGUUAUUUUUGCACGCAUGGAAACACAAGCAUUGAGAAAACUUUCGGCUCCUCUGUCGUGUCAGGAAGAAGAAAAUGUGAGAACUGAGGUAGAACAAUCAGAAACGACCAACGUGAAUUCCACCAACUGUACUUCUGGUGGUGAACUUGAAGCCGAAGCAGUGAACCACGAAGAACCAUCAACAGAGAGCAGUCAAGAACCCCAGUUGAUAGUUAGAGGAAUCUUGGAGGACAUGGUGAACUCUGUUGUUCCUGAGGACUCCACAAAUGUAACCACAGUGAUUUCAGAAGAAGCUAGUUUGGAUCAAGUGCCUAUAGAUGAGAAUUCAGACGAAGCUGUCGCGGAGAGUGAUAACAUGGUUAGGGCAAAAUUCACUCAUGUGCUACAGAAGGAUGCUUUCUUGGUAUUUAGAGCACUUUGCAAACUCUCCAUGAAACCACUUCCAGAUGGUACUCCAGAUCCCAAGUCCCACCAACUCAGGUCCAAGAUUCUUUCACUACAAUUACUUCUGGGAAUAUUGCAAAAUGCAGGACCAGUGUUGCGUUCCAAUGAGAUGUUUGUGAUAGCCAUAAAACAGUACCUCUGCGUAGCUCUAUCUAAAAACGGUGUUUCUUCUGUUCCUGAGGUGUUUGAACUGUCAUUGGCGUUGUUCCUCGCAUUGCUAGCUCGGUUCAAAGUACAUUUAAAAAUGCAGAUAGAGGUAUUCUUCAAGGAGAUCUUUAUGAACAUCCUCGAGACCUCCAGCAGCUCCUUUGAGCACAAGUGGAUGGUGAUUCACGCUUUAACUCGCAUUUGUGCGGACGCACAGAGUGUUGUGGACAUAUACGUGAACUAUGAUUGCGAUUUAUCAGCUGCAAAUUUGUUCGAAAGGCUUGUGAAUGAUUUAUCGAAAAUUGCACAGGGUAGACAAGCACUAGAAUUAGGCGCCUCCCCUAAUCAAGAGAAAUCAAUGCGUAUCAGAGGCCUCGAAUGCUUAGUAUCAAUCUUAAAAUGCAUGGUUGAAUGGAGUAGAGAUUUGUACGUGAACCCCAGCGUUCCGGCUGAUCAGCAACUCCCAUCGGAGCCUCCUGAUCCUCCAGUGGAGCCUCCACUGCCUCGUUACGGAAGUGCAGGCAGUCUAUCCUCUGCGAACUCCAGUCUAGUAGGCAACAAAGAGAUCCCUGACUCGCCGGAGCAAUACGAAGUGCAGAAACAGCAGAAGGAAGUAUGGGAGACUGGAAUAGACAUUUUUAAUCGAAAGCCAAGCAAGGGAGUACAGUACCUUCAAGAACAAGGUCUUCUAGGCAAUUCGUCCGAAGAUGUUGCUCGUUGGCUUCAUAUGGACGAACGACUCGAUAAAACAGCGAUUGGUGACUUUCUUGGCGAUCAUAAUCAUAAUCAAGUGAUGUAUAGCUAUAUUGAUCAAAUGAAUUUUGCCGAUCGCGAUUUAGUUACAGCCCUCAGAUAUUUUCUCGAGGGCUUCAGAUUGCCCGGUGAAGCACAGAAGAUUGAUAGGUUGAUGGAGAAGUUCGCUAGCCGAUACUGUGAAUGUAAUCCAAACAAUGGAUUAUUCACAAGCGCAGAUACUGCUUACGUGCUGGGCUUCUCGAUUAUUAUGUUAACCACCGAUCUCCAUUCACCUCAAGUGAAAAACAAAAUGACGAAGGAACAAUACAUAAAGCUAAAUCGACGCAUCAGUGACAAUGAGGAUCUGCCUGAAGAGUACUUAUCGAAAAUUUACGACGAAAUAGCGGGAAAUGAGAUUAAAAUGAAAUCUAACCCCAAUCGACCUGGAAAACAAGUGAUAUCCAGUGAAAAGAAGCGACGCCUCUUAUGGAACAUGGAAAUGGAAGUAAUCUCAACAGCAGCCAAGAAUUUAAUGGAGUCUGUCAGUCACGUUCAAGCACCUUUUACCACGGCAAAACAUUUGGAGCACGUUCGACCAAUGUUUAAAAUCGCGUGGACACCAUUUUUGGCCGCGUUCAGCGUUGGUCUUCAAGACUGUGACGAUCCUGAAAUCGCCUCACUUUGUUUGGACGGUAUUAGAUGUGCAAUACGCAUCGCUUGCAUAUUUCACAUGACGCUAGAACGGGACGCGUAUGUGCAAGCAUUGGCACGGUUCACUUUAUUGACUGCAAAUUCACCAAUCACUGAGAUGAAAGCAAAGAAUAUUGAUACAAUUAAAACUUUGAUCACUGUUGCUCAUACUGAUGGCAACUACCUUGGCAGCUCUUGGUUAGAUGUAGUGAAGUGUAUCUCUCAACUUGAGCUUGCACAGCUGAUUGGCACUGGAGUUAGGCCACAGCUUCUGGGUCCACCUUCAAAACCUCAUUUCCCUUCACCAUUGGUGAACUUCAACCUAACUCACAAUAUGUCUCAUCAGAAUAAUAAUUUAAAUCUCAGCUCAUUGGAUCCAAGUGUAAAGGAAUCCAUAGGAGAGACAAGUUCCCAGAGUGUAGUUGUAGCUGUCGACAGAAUAUUUACUGGCUCCACCAGAUUGGAUGGAGAUGCCAUUGUAGAGUUUGUUAAAGCUCUAUGUCAAGUAUCCCUGGAAGAAUUGUCCCAUCCAACGCAGCCAAGGAUGUUUUCUUUGACUAAGAUUGUAGAAAUCUCUUACUAUAACAUGGGACGUAUCAGGCUUCAGUGGUCCAGGAUCUGGCAAGUCAUAGGGGAUCACUUCGACAGGGUCGGCUGCAGCCCCCGUCAAGAUAUCGCCUUCUUCGCGGUUGAUUCUUUGAGACAACUUGCUACGAAGUUCAUCGAGAAGGGCGAGUUCGCUAAUUUCCGAUUCCAAAAGGAUUUCCUUAGGCCGUUCGAACAUAUUAUGAAAAAGAAUAGAUCACCAGUGAUUAGGGAUAUGGUUGUCCGCUGUGUAGCACAAAUUGUGCACUCACAAGCUCCCAAUAUUAGAUCAGGAUGGAAAAAUAUAUUCAGCGUUUUUCAUCAUGCUGCCAGCGAUAGAGAUGAGGCUGUAGUUGAACUGGCAUUUUCUAUGACUGGAAAAAUUAUAAAUGAGUUAUACGCUGAAGACUUCAGCAUCAUGGUUGAUUCCUUCCAAGACGCCGUAAAGUGCCUCAGCGAAUUUGCUUGCAAUGCUUCCUUCCCAGAGACAAGCAUGGAGGCCAUACGAUUGAUUCGCUCUUGCGCUUCGUACAUCGACGCCAAUCCAAGUCUCUUUGCAGAAGGCAUGAUGGAUGAUAGUGGAAUGGUGUCUGAGGAAGACAGAGCUUGGGUUAGGGGAUGGUUCCCACUGUUAUUCGAGUUAUCAUGCAUAGUGAGCAGAUGUAAGUUGGAUGUCAGAACACGUGCACUGACUGUUCUCUUUGAUGUUGUGAAAACUCAUGGAGCUUCUUUCAAACCCCAUUGGUGGAAGGACCUCUUCCAAGUCCUCUUUAGGAUUUUUGAUAACAUGAAGCUUCCUGAACAGCAUACAGAGAAAGCAGAAUGGAUGACGACAACAUGUAACCACGCCUUGUACGCCAUCGUGGACGUGUUCUCCCAGUUCUAUGACACCUUAGGCCCCCUACUAUUAGAACAGCUAUACUCCCAGUUGCUCUGGUGCGUGCAGCAGGACAAUGAGCAGCUGGCACGUUCUGGAACCAACUGUCUAGAGAACUUAGUGAUCAGUAAUGGUAUCAAAUUCGACGAGCAGACCUGGGAGAAGACUUGUGGUUGCGUUCUGGACAUCUUUGAAAGCACCUUACCAUCUGCAUUGCUUACAUGGAAGCCCCAGUCUCCCAACAAGGAGUCUGAUCUGGAUGUAAUCACAGGAGAAGCAGAUAGUCAUAUGGGCAUCCUGAAGAGGAGCAACAGCUCCCAGAGUCUAACUAAUGGGGAGUCUAUAAAGAAUAAAAUCUUUUCUGCGUUGUUAAUCAAGUGUGUUGUGCAGCUGGAAUUGAUUCAGACAAUAGACAACAUAGUGUUCUACCCAGCCACAUCAAGAAAGGAGGAUCAGGAGAACCUAGCACUAGCACAGGCAGACAUGUUCAAUGGGAAGUCCUCUGAGCUGGGUGUUAGAGCUGGUGCAGACCAACAGAAGGAGGAACAAGGCAUGUAUUGUGCCCUUACGACUACACACUUGUUACAAUUGGUUGAAUGUUUAUUAAAAUCUCAUCGAUUUGCUAAGAGCUUUAAUUCUAACCAUGAACAACGCAAUGUACUGUGGAAGGCUGGCUUCAGAGGCAAUGUGAAACCAAAUCUACUCAAGCAGGAGACUCAGUCCUUGGCCUGUGCACUGAGAAUUCUAUUUAAGAUGUAUAGUGACGAAGCUCACAGGGCUGAUUGGAGCAAAGUGGAAUCCAGGCUUGUGGAAGUCGCCUGUGAAGCACUGGAAUACUUUCUUGCGCUUUCCAAUGAGGCUCAUAGGGAUGCCUGGACACCGAUCUUGCUGUUAUUACUCGCCAGGAUCCUGAAGAUGAGCGAUAAUCGAUUCGCGGUACACGCGUCCAGCUGUUACCCACUGCUUUGUGAAGUUAUGUGCUUUGAUCUCAAACCGGAAUUACGGUCCGUGCUCCGGAGAUUCUUCUUGAGGAUUGGCCCUGUGUUCAGGAUCACUCAGCAGUAGUUGCUGUAAUUAGUCACUGUGAAGAAUGAGGUCAUACAGCUUUUAGGUUGAUCUGGAAGGUACAGGGAGAGAUCCUUAUACUUUUGAUUGGUAGUAGCUCUUUCCUA